UUCGACCAGCAACGUUGGGAAUCACGCCAAGGGCAAAAAUGGCGUUCGCCGUGCCGCAAGCAUGGCUCGGCGUUUCUCGUGCCGUGCGUUUCCCCCGGUCGUCGUACGGUUUGAAUUCGACGAACUCUGCCUUCCGGCACAUCUGCUCCGUCCACUUACUCAGGAACGGAAAUGUAAAUACUUCCCUAUUUCGUAGUUCUCUCGGGGUCAGGUGCUACAGCUCGCCCUCCCAGCGCAAAGGUUUCUUCGGACAGGUGUUCGAGAACAUCAAGCAAGAGAUGGUGCAAAACAAGGAAAUGAAAGAAAGUUUAAAGAAGUUUCGCGAGGAAGCCGCGAAACUCGAACAGUCGGAGGCGUUACGGAAAGCCCGGAUGAAGUACGAGAACAUCGAAGCGGAGACGGCGAAAGGCUCGCAGCAGAUCAUGGAGCAGCUCGAAUCGCUCAAGGAGAAGAUCAAAGAAGGCAUUGAAGAAGCCCAGAAGAGCGAGAUCGGCAAGAAGAGCCGAGAGCUGACCGAAGAGCUCGCCAAGUCGGCCAAGUCGGCGGCGGAAACGUUAGCCAAGCAGGGCGAUCAGCUGGGCAAGUCGGGCGCCUUCCAGGCGGUGUCUUCGGGCAUCAAAGCCGUGAAGACGGAGAUCGACGAAGCGGCGGCGGCCGGUGCUCGCGUCUACAGGGCUCCGAAGACGCUGCGGAAGCGCUCCGAGCUCGGCUCGGGCCAAGCCGACGCCCGAGUCGUCGCGCCCAACGAGGAGGCGACGGGCGUGGAACUUCACCGCGACUCCCGCUUGUACCAAAGCUGGCAGAACUUCCGCGACAACAACCCGUACGUGCACAAGUUGUUCGACCUGAAGACGCGCUACGACGAAAGUGACAACCCUUUGGUGCGCGCCUCCCGCUCGCUCACCGACAAGGUGUCCGACAUCUUCGGCGGACUCUUCCAGAAGACCGAGCUCUCCGAGGUGCUCACCGAGAUCUGCAAGAUCGACCCGAGCUUCGACAAGAACGAGUUCCUGCGCAUGUGCGAGACCGACAUCAUCCCCAACCUGCUCGAGGCCAUGGUUCGCGGUGACCUCGAGAUUCUGCGCGACUGGUGCCACGACGCGCCCUUCAACGUGAUCAGCACGCCCAUAAAGCAGGCCAUCCAACUGGGAUACCGCUACGACUCCCAUGUGCUCGAUGUGAUGAACGUCGACCUAGCCAUGGGCAAGAUCAUGGAGCAGGGGCCCGUACUUAUUGUUACCUUUCAGUCGCAGCAGAUCAACGUGGUGCGCAACAGCAAAGGCGAAGUGGUCGAAGGCGACCCGGAGAAAAUCUUGCGCAUACAUCACGCCUGGGUUCUCUGCCGGGAUCAGAACGAGCUCGAUCCCAAGGCUGCCUGGAAGUUGAUGGACUUGUCGGCCUCCUCGUCGGCGCAGUGGCUUUGAGUAGUCUUCAGAUGUAGCGCGCUUGUGUUUUUUAAAAAUUAGGACUCAUUGCAAUUUAAGUAGUAUGGAUGUGUGUACAGUGCUUGAUGCUCGAAAUAAUACCACUAUUUUGGCUGCUCGUCGUGCGAGGCAUGCGAGAGCCAGAACACACCACAAUCAUGCUCCAUCCCUCAUUUCAUGAUGGAUUGUUACGAAUGGCAUGCCAGAUGUUUACAAAUACAACGUCAGCUUGUGUUCAAAGAAUAGCUAUAUCGUCACCAAAGCAUUAAAAUAUAAGCUUGGAACAUUU
Messenger RNA from Rhipicephalus sanguineus (brown dog tick), 1713 nucleotides. RefSeq names its product mitochondrial import inner membrane translocase subunit TIM44. The coding region runs from base 39 to 1424 and encodes 461 amino acids. Lineage: Eukaryota; Metazoa; Arthropoda; Arachnida; Ixodida; Ixodidae. Gene Ontology annotation, cellular component: mitochondrial inner membrane. The record is from RefSeq and is a predicted model, not a curated record. Gene Ontology annotation, molecular function: protein-folding chaperone binding. Gene Ontology annotation, biological process: protein import into mitochondrial matrix. The transcript has a single exon.